This is a messenger RNA of Musca vetustissima, 2463 nucleotides long. RefSeq lists its product as uncharacterized. Lineage: Eukaryota; Metazoa; Arthropoda; Insecta; Diptera; Muscidae. The transcript is spliced from 4 exons. The record is from RefSeq and is a predicted model, not a curated record. Gene Ontology annotation, cellular component: cytoplasmic vesicle membrane. The coding region runs from base 7 to 2451 and encodes 814 amino acids.
UUGAAAAUGCUAUUGUUUUUAGCUCUCAUGUUUGGCAUUUCAAUACAAAUGUCUAAAUUUGUUGCAGCCCGUUUCUGUGAAGGCGGGCACAUUUGUUCCUUACCAAGAGAAUGCUGUACACAAGGUUGUUGCCCGCCGUAUCAAAGUGGGCCUCGUCAACUGCCACCGCCAUCGGAACACGUGCUGAACCUCUUUUUCAUUAGUCAUUGGUUCUUCUGGUGUGUUGUGGUAGCAAUUAUUUUAGCCAUCCUCUGUGCCUAUUCUCUGUGGAAGAAACGUCGAACACUUUGCGGCUGGGGUUUCAACGAACAUCAUGCACAAUCUGAAGGAGAUUCUGCUGGCUCGUGUUACGCUCCCCCGCAGUACAGCCGCUGUAAUUCGUUCCAUCAUCCCCCGCCACCCUAUACCGAGGUGACAUCAAAACCAGAUCUCUACCCGUUGGUGUUCACCUGCAAUAGUGAUAAUGGUAAAAAUGGUUCCAGCUAUCUAAUGGUGCAAUAUUUUCGCAAUUACAUAGUGCGACCGGCUGGUUCACUGUCGGCAGCCAGCACAGUGGAUUCGCUUAGCUCUAGUUUUAUAUGCAACAUAAAUGAAGCAAAUACGCUUGUGCCGCCACCGUAUUCGAGGGCAGCCAGUCCGGAAAUCGGUUUCAGUUCGCACUUUCAACAGCAGUACAUGUUGCCGCGUUCAGCAUCGCAGCUGGUGUGUCAGAAUGUCAGCAACGGCAAUUUCAUGGCGGCCACCAGUAAUGGCGCCACAAAUGCACCAAGUGGGAAUGGCCAAUUCGAGUUGAACAAUAGCCCGCAAAUGUACAGUGGUCGUUCCUCUAGCACCCACUACGCAACGGUCACAGUUAAUGCAACCAUGAAUCGAAUAACCAAUAGCACAACUGGCUCCACCGGUGACCGCAGUCGGGAGAGAGUCACUAAUUUUAAUGGAAAUCAGCACGAUUUCGAAAACACCGUAUCCUAUGAUGAUGCGGCUGAAAACGACGAACGCACAAACGAUAAUAUUAAUGCCAAUGUGAUAAAUUGUAGUAGUAGUAAUGACAUACGGGCCCUGCCCAACAGCAGUGGAUUCGCUCAGUCACAGAGUGAUCAACACUUCCGGUACAUAACGAACAGCAACAGCAGCAUUAGUGAUAUUUUUGUAAACAAUAGUUGUGCGGCAGGAAUUGGUGGAGGCGGAGGUUCCAGUCGAGUAAACAGAUCCGAAAACUCAUCCACUGUGGGUUCGGUAUCGGGAGCCGGCGCCAUAGUUCACCCUCAGACAGGCGGAACGCCAGUUAUAUAUAGCAAUGGGUGUAUUAAGCCUAUACCGCUGCAUCGAGCCAGCACCAAUCCCAAUCAAUUUCACGUCGAGGCGUCAUCGAAUAGGGAAACGGUCCUGUAUCAAUCCAAUAAUUCAAUAGGUGGUAUUUCAAUAACAGUUCCUACUGGAAUCGAAGAUUCGUCACUUCUUUGUAAUGACAACGAAAUUAGAGACUUGCAGCUCCUACGACGGAGCUUGGAAACCUGCUGUCAACUGCUGCAACAACAACAAAAACUUCCGCCGAGUGACUCUCCGUUGCGAAUGAAUGACUUGACCAAGAAGUACAUCGAUGAGGGGCUGUUGCGCAGUUAUGUGACCUCUGGGACGUGUUCUGGCGUAAGUAGCCUGGCCAAUAUAGGAACACCGAGUUCGCCGCCUCAAGCUACCAGCCCCACGGGGGAAGUGAAGGAGAUUCUCGACCAAAUUCGGCAACUUCAAGAAGGCGUUACAAAAUACGAGGAGGAUUUGGCUUUCCGGACGGUAGGUCGACCAAUUCUACACCACACUUUGUCUUCACCGGCACCAUCGGCAAAAAUAAAUGAUGCAUCAUCUGCCAAUAUCGGAGGGAAGCUUCAACGCAUCUCAACUAUGCCCGAACAACAAUCAUUGGCCGAAGCUGCCAAGGUUAACGUCUUAGUUAAGUCAUCAGUGGCAAAUAACUCGCCCACUAACUCAUUAACCUCUGCACCAUCAACGUCAUCUGUUUUGAUGGGGUCACAGCAACCCAAUAAACCCGCGAUUAGCAAAUCGUCUCUAAAUUGCAAUGCCAACGCGGCAACUACGUGCAGUAGUUUUAUAUUUUCAUCGGCAUCGAAACGACCCUCAACGCUGCAGCAUAGCAAAAAACGCUUCUACACAUCGAAACCGCCCAAUAAGGCCAUGUACAUUCCAAUGAUGGCCACGAACCAGAUACCAUCUGGUAGUCGUUGUACCAUCCUAAAGAGUCCCGUUACCAGCGUAGUUAAUUCGAAUUUCUUUACGAAUAGAGGCAACCGGCAACGCAAAGGUUGGAUUUCACGAUCUGCCCCAACAACACCGGCAACACCGUUACCUCCCAGCUACAUGGAUGACGACAGUCCACUCUUAAACGAACACGACGAAGAUCAAGAGGGCGAACAAAAUGCCGAAAUGGAAACCUAGUCGUAUUUUGUC